Seminavis robusta is the source of this 938-nucleotide messenger RNA. The record is from the annotation of a GenBank genome assembly. Lineage: Eukaryota; Bacillariophyta; Bacillariophyceae; Naviculales; Naviculaceae.
GAUCGCUUCUCGAUGUCGUCCCUCUUUCCUUCUCGACGAAACAACAACCACCAACCAACACGAAGCCAAAUAGAUACUAGUAGUAGCACUGCGUUGUCUCUCUUGAUUGACUUGGUCUAUUGAUGAUUGAUUGACUUAUUCUUGACGAUUAUUGCUCCAUCAUGAGUAUCACGCACGAGUUUUACAAUGCGACCGUGGCCGACGCGAUGGACAAUGAGUACUUGCAGUGCAAAGACAGCAUUUGGGUGCAACACGUGAUGCGUCUGGUGCUUUUGUACUCGUCGGCGGCGCUGAGUCUGCUCAAUGGAGCGACUUACUACGGACUGCGCAAGCGACUCCUACUCCGAACAAACUCCCGUCGAGUCUAUCAUCGCCGACUGGCCUACUUUUGCAUUUUUGCCGGCGCCAUUUUGGUGAUUGCUGGCAUGCUCUUUCUAAAUGCCUUUGUGGCGCCCUGCGGAAGAAACAAUUUUCGUCCGUCGGAUUGUCGCUGUCGUGGUUUUGACAUGGGAUACUUCAUCUUUGGACUCGCCGCGUUGUCGUUGGGCGUCGUUUGGUGGGGACAGCAUUUCCGACACCGCGCCUACGAGAAUGCCUACAAGGUCCGUGCCGCCAUGCCACGAGACACCGGAACCGAUUUGGCCGACACCGAUGUGCCGGAUACGGCCACGGAUCCUGAACCCGAAAACCACGGCAUGGAACAAAUCACGGAGGAAGAAGAGGGCUCCUCCUCCUCGUCAUCCUAUGAGGACGGUGGAUUUAGCAGAGCCUUUGUGGUCUGAUCAGAUGGGACCAAUCCAUGCUUCUUUGUGUGCUUGGAUUUUGCAAGCCGUAUGUACGACCUAUUCAUUGGUUUGCAUCGGUUUGCUUGCAUAUACGGUAUAUGACUUACUUGUAUGAUAGAUAUUCUAGCGUAAAUUAAUUUCAUGUUGUAUAUG